Messenger RNA from Siniperca chuatsi (mandarin fish), 1044 nucleotides. RefSeq names its product apelin receptor early endogenous ligand (gene apela). NCBI's taxonomy places the organism in Eukaryota, Metazoa, Chordata, Actinopteri, Centrarchiformes, Sinipercidae. Gene Ontology annotation, molecular function: apelin receptor binding. The coding region runs from base 291 to 455 and encodes 54 amino acids. The transcript is spliced from 3 exons. The record is from RefSeq and is a predicted model, not a curated record. Gene Ontology annotation, biological process: apelin receptor signaling pathway; heart development.
GGGGAAAGGCACCUUUGUCACUUUGCUCUCAGACACAAUCACACUCUCACUGGACACACAAACACUUUGGACACACACAUUUCGCAGAAACAUACUGAUUAUCCUGAGAAACGAGGUACUGGUCUGUACUGGAUUCUCCCGUGGUGGGCCUUCUGGACUGAAACCGAGGAGAAAGAGAGAACCGAAACACGCUGAGCAUCACCAGUCCAGCUCAAGAGCCGGAAGGACUCUCAACACUUUCGGAAAAUUAUCAUUAACUAAGCUCUUCAGAAGCUGACCGCUGCCCAGCCAUGAGGAUCUUCAACCUGCUCUACCUGCUCCUGCUGCUUGUAGCUGUUGUAGCACCAAUCUCCUCUACCAGACCAGAUUUCCUGAACCUGAAGAGAAAAUACCACAGGCAUCACUGCCCACACAGACGCUGCCUGCCUCUCCACUCCAGAGUACCCUUCCCCUAAGGUUAAGGCCCAAGAAUGAGGGUGACCUUAGGAGAGAAAUAUGAAUAUGAAGCAACUGCAGUGUGUGGCCCAAACACCGUGGAUGGGUCCCAGUACCAAGACAUAGAUUGUGAAGUGGGGAAAACAACUAUGGGACACCAUGAAAAUGUCAUCCAAAGGCUGUAGCUGCAAAAGAGCUACAAGAACCUGUUCAAAAUCAAGCUCAACUAUAGCUUGAGCAUGAUUGACUCUUCAUUCCCGACAAAAUAUUAAUUAAUGAAAUGUUUUGGCAUCCUGGUGGCCACAGAUCUGGGUUUGUCCAGUUGCAAGCGCCUUCCCCUCUUCGUCCUCAAGAGCCAAUACUUGUGUACUGAAUAAGAAGGUGGGGAAAGGAUCAACAACAACAUCAACAUCAACAGCUGUUGUCAAGUAUGUUCGACACUCGACUCAAAAGCUACGGACCAAAGAGCUGGAAACAUCUUAGUGACUGCAGCUACGAUGAACAGCAUCCACAUAGUAUUCCUAUAAAGUGUUUAUAAUGCAUGUAUGCACUUCAAAUGUUUAUUGAAUUACAUUUAAAACUUUUUAAUAAAAACAUAUAUCAAUGUAG